Molecule: messenger RNA, 14497 nt
Organism: Coccinella septempunctata (seven-spotted ladybird)
Lineage: Eukaryota; Metazoa; Arthropoda; Insecta; Coleoptera; Coccinellidae
Gene: Dhc98D
Product: dynein axonemal heavy chain 10
Exons: 22
Coding region: 1-14463 (4820 amino acids)
Biological process (GO): microtubule-based movement
Cellular component (GO): dynein complex
Molecular function (GO): ATP hydrolysis activity; dynein light intermediate chain binding; minus-end-directed microtubule motor activity
Source: RefSeq, a predicted model, not a curated record
AUGGAUUUUCGUCUUGAGUGGGUCAAAUCGAAGGUAAAGAAAUAUUUUGGUCUGAAAUCUGAUAAAUAUUUCCAUGAUAUGCUUUCCAACGUCGAUGACCUGGAGGACCAGUUAUAUUCUUUUCUGGACGAUGACAUUGUGGCUCAGGACGAAAGCCAAAAAAGAUUUUUUUAUGUUUAUAAAGAAUCCUUCGAGACACUUGUUGAGGAGGAAAUUUUAGUGCCUGAAAUCGUGAGGAAGCCGAAAGCCCCUGCAGUUGAAGAUUUACCCCCCCCAGAACCAGCAAAAGGAAAAAAGAGAAAAGGUAAAGGAAAGGAGAAAAAGGGAAAAGGAAAGAAACAAUCUUUGCCGAAGGAAAAGAAGGAGGAACAAUCUCCGAGAACAGUCAUAGAUGCAGAAACUGGAGAAUCAGUACAAAGACUGGAAGAAGAAGGUGGAGAAAUUGGAGAAGAUGUCUUUUCCACCCCGAAGGAAGGUGUCACAGAGACAAAUGUGUCUGAGGAAGAGUACGAUGAAGAUGGAGAACUGCUGUCGGUAGAGUGGGAAGAGGAAAUUGUUAUGGUUCCCAAAAUGAUAACCAAAACAUCCCAGGAUUAUACGUUGCAUGCGAAUUUUGGCCUCGUGAAGGAGGCGCUGCAACCGCAGUGUAACAAACGAUUUGUAUACUUUUAUCGGAAAACUGAGGAGGGCAUACCCAACUAUGACUAUGCCGAAGAUGCAGAAGCAGAGAUGUCCUAUUUGUUCAUCAUUGGAUGCUGCAAUGGUAAUUUUUUGAUCAACGCCAGUCAGCUCAUUCAAAAUGUUUUCCACCCACUUUUUGAGGGAUACUUUCAAGAGCCAGUAGUUAAGCGUGCUAUCCCACAAAGACCAGAGGAGCAAGGAGACUCAUUUCGUGUCUCGAUUAGUUCAGUAGAGGCUGCAGAUCUGAAGAGACCAUCUGAUUACAGGAGGAUGUCCUUGUCAGUUAAAAAGGCUCGGGAGAGGAAUGAAUUGAGAAGUAUAGUUGUAGGACAUGAGGCAGCCUCUAGGCGUAAGAGGAAGGAGGAGACCAUAAGUAAUACUCCCAUUAAAGAUGACUUGAUCACGGAAGUAACAGCUUUUGGAGAAAAUUUGGACUGGGCUAUGGAGCAUAUUGAAGAUGAAAUAGACCUCCCAAUGAGUCGAUUUCCUGAAGUUUUAUUCAGUGACAAAUCUGAUGAUGAAAUUUUGCAAGAACCAGAUAUUGUUGAGGCUCUAGAGGCAUUGGUGAUGGAAUGGGAGAGGCACAUACUAAGGGUCAUAGAAAGUCUGGAGAAUAAGAAACCUGACGGUCCCGGUCCAAUUGCUGAAUACACUUAUUGGCAUGAGAAAGAAGCUGCACUAAGCGUAAUGGUUGAACAACUCAAAAAACCAACGUUUUUGAAAGUAUCGAAAUUAUUGGAAAAAACUAAGUCUCCCAUUAUAGACGCUUUCGUUCAUUAUCAGCUGGACUUGAAGAAGAAUUAUAUACAAGCCAGGGACAAUGUGAAAUUCUUGUACACCAUUCUGCGAUAUCUCAAUAUUGUAACCCACUGCGACGAUUUCGCUACUGUUAAAGGAAUAUUGAUGGAACUGAUGGAUGGCUUACAACUUAUUUGGGUUUUGUCAAGGUAUUAUUGUACAGAUGAGAAAAUGAUACCCCUGAUGGAGAGAAUUGCUUACUGUCUCAAGGACAAAGUUAAAAGAGCCCUGAAUCCUGAAUUCUUGUUCAGAAAUCCUAUAUCAGAAAUAAGAUGUCAGACAGAAACCGCAAAGGAUAUGUUGGAAAUGUGGAAGACUGCCUAUCUUACCAUCAGGCAAAAAAUAGAGGAUUCUGGUAAAGGACAGCGAUGGGAGUUCGAUAAAAUAAGAUUAUUUUCUGAAUCGGAUUACAUAGCCAAAGUGUGCGGCGAUUUGAGAGAUGUAGCGAUGGCGAUGUUCCACUUUUACAACAUAUUUGGUCCGGAACUUCGUUCCAUAGUCGUAGAUCCACAGAGAAUAGACAGCGUGUCCAAAAGAGUCGAAAAAUUAGUUAUCCAAAUUGAAAACACCGACUUUGAUAUAUUCAUGGAGAGUUCCAAAGAAAACUGGGAUCAAGUAAUGGACAAUUUUUAUCAUGAGGUGGAAAAGUUAGAUAUGGAAGCUGUUAAUUUCAUUGAUCAAAGUUUCAAAAUACUGAGAUCUUCCGAAAUAGCACUUGAAAUGCUGUUAAAAUUCAAGCAUAUGGAGACACGUCAGGUUAUUCUUGAUAGGCUGAUGUGCAAAUUCGAUGUUAUUUUGGAUCAGUUCAUGAAAGAAGUGUUAGAAGUGGACAAUAUUUUCACUAGAAACCGUCGUCAUCCGAUACUAUGUCGGAAUUUUCCGCCAAAAGGAGGUUCCAUCUACUGGGUGAGAUUGAUGUUCCACAAACUCAAGAAGAUGAUUAUGAAAUUUCAAAAUGUUCCCGAAUUGAUCUCUUCAAGGAUGAAAGAGAAUGCCUUCAGAAGUUAUCUUAAAGUAAGCAAGGCAUUAAUGGCUUUCGAACAGAGUAAAUUUGAUCAAUGGCAUGAUGAAUGCGCGAAUGCCGUAGAGAAGGCUAUGCAGAUGGAUAUUUUGAAAGUUUCCAGUCUAUUGUUCAAGAAGGGAAUUGACGACGAUCUCAAAAUGGAGGAUAUGAAAGCCAAAACUUCUAAGCAGAGCUCUAGCAUUCAACCGACGAAACCGCCAUCCAAACCAAGUUGGGUUCAAAAUUCUGCAUCUGCUCCCAAAGGUUUAAAAUUUUCAAUCGUUGCUUCUACACUAAAAUGGUUGAUGUCAGCGAAGACCACCAAUAUGCUUAUGGAUAAAAUGAAAUCAUUAAAAAGCCUGACCUGGCAUGAAGUUAUGGGAGACAAUAUAAUGGCAGAGCAAAAUUUAGAAUUCUCUUUGAAUUUCGACUGGGAGCUUUUCAAUUCUAUAAGAGAAGGAUGUUUCAUGGAGUACUUCGGCUACGUGCUACCUGCUGAUAUAAGGAUGGUUGCCAUCCAAAAAGACAGAUUACAAAGUGAUGUGCAAGCAAUAACUGACAUGCUCGAAGCGUACAACGAUAUUACUUUGAAAUUAACAGCACCACAGAUGAACUUGCUCAAGGAAGAAAUAAAGGAGGUAGAACUUUAUGUUCAGCAAGGACUGAGUAGAAUUAAUUGGAGGUCUCUUGGAAUAGCAGAUUACGCCAAAAACUGCGUUUUGAAGAUCAACCACCUCAAAACGUUAUUCUCUCAAAUUGAAUACAUAGAGGCAGAUAUCGAUAAACGGAUCAAGAAACUCGGCAAUUUCAAUUUGUUUGAUUUCGUCACUGAGGAAGAAAACUCCAGUCGUCUUCCUUGUAAGCUAUUUUUCGGUGCCGUAGUUGACCUGCGCACCGAACGCCUCAAUGAAAUGAUGAAUAUUUAUGGAACUUUUGGACCCAUACUCAUAAAAGUGGAAUAUUUAGUUCUCAAAUCGAACACCGGGAUGGCACCCCAAAUGGCGCCGUACUACCAUCAUUGGGAGAACGAAAUCUUCCAAUCGCUUAUAACAAUGGUGGUCAGAAAUUUGGAAACGUUUACCGCUAAACUUGCUGCGAAAAAUUUGUUGUUUCGAGUGGAUGCUGUAGUACAAUUACCUGAGGUCGUAUUGUAUCCCACUGCCCCUGAAAUUUAUAACACUAUAGUCAGAAAUGCCAAAGAUUUUCUAGAUACUUUGAAAUCUUUCACCAGAUGGAUGGAUAAAAUGUGUAAACCUUGUAAGCCCAUAAAAAUAUCAAAAAUGGAGGAAUUCACAUACACAUUUUAUGACGAUAUAAUCAAAAUUCCUGACAUCACCGAUUUGAUAGCCAAGCUUCAAGAAACUGCCCAUAAAACAAUCUACCAAGUACAUAGAUACGUCCAGAAAUGGAGGAGAUAUAAGAGUCUGUGGGGUUUCGACAAAGAAGUGACUUGCUUGGGUUGGGUUCAGAAACAUAAUCUUCUAGAAGAUUUCGACGAUAAAUUCAGUUUUUAUCAGAGUAUCCGAGCAAAGAUGGAAGAGCAGGAACAUCUAAUACCUAUUGGGGCCAUUCAGUUGAAUCUACAUCCUCUUUUGAUUGAAAUAGGUAAACAUUCUCUGGAAUGGAAGACGAUAUUGGGUAGGCAACUCGAAGAAAGAACUUUCGCAGCCAUGGAAGAACUAAGAGAUUCAAUAGUAGAGUUGAAGGCGCAGGUGAAUCAAAACAUCAAAGGAUUAGACAAAUUCAAGUCAGUUAUGCAGGCCAUCGGAGCCAUAACGAAGAGAAAUUUGCAUGCAGAAUUGGAAUACCUCAAUUUUCAAGAAACUUACAGUGUACUGAAGCAACAUCAGUUACCGUACGAUCCAGAACAUGAGGAAUUAGCAUAUAAGCUGGAGAAAGAUUGGAAAUCCCUUUUCAUAACGGCACUUUACCGAGAACAGAAACUUGAGAGUACCAAAGAUAGAUUUGCUUUGAUAACCUUGAACCAAAUAAACGAUUUCUGCAAAUUGCUAGCAGACUUUGUGAAACGGUUCAAUGAAGAAGGUCCCGGUUCUGUAGGCGAAGACCUUGACAGGGGCGUAGGGCUCAUGGAGGAAUACGAGAGGCUCUUUUUUGAAUUCGAGGAGAGACGCCAAGAACUGCUUCAAGCUGAAAUGUUAUUCGAUAUUCCUUUGGCAGAUUACAGUGAAUAUCUCAAGGCCAAAGAUGUUUACGAUGGUAUGGAGUUGAUAUAUAGGAUAUACAAAAAUCAGAAGCACGCACGUGAAAUUUGGGGAAAAACAUUAUGGGCGAAUCUUAACCCUCAAGCUCUCGUCGACGGUAUGGAAAACUUUGUGAAGGAAUUCAAGAAGCUACCAAGAGUGGUAAAAAAUUUACCGGUAGGAGCUACGCUCGAGAAUAAGAUGAAAAUGUUCAAAAAUAGCGUUCCCUUGAUGGUCUCAUUAAAGAAUGAAGCAUUGAGAGAACGGCACUGGAAGCAAUUGAUGUUGAAGACAGGAAUUGAGUUUGAUAUGGCACCUGACAGGUUCACUUUGGAUAAUAUGUUCUCAAUGGAAUUGCAUCGAUAUCAAGAUAUAGCUGAAGAGAUUAUAACGAAUGCAAUAAAGGAAUUGGCGAUAGAAAAAGGGGUUAAGGAAAUUGUAGAUACAUGGGCAACCAUGUCAUUCAUCAUCGUGAAACAUUCGAAGGGCAGCGAAGACCGUGGAUAUCUUUUGGGGCCAGUAGAUGAAAUAAUGCAAGUUUUGGAAGAUAACUCGAUGAAUCUACAGAGUAUGGCUGGUUCUCAGUUUGUCGGUCCAUUCCUACCGAUAGUUCAGAAGUGGGAAAAAAAUUUAUCGACCAUCGGGGAAGUUAUCGAUGAAUGGUUGCAAGUCCAAAGGAAGUGGUUGUAUCUAGAAGGAAUUUUUGUUGGGGGCGACAUAAGAGUUCAACUUCCGGAAGAAGCUAAAAAGUUCGAUGACAUCGACAAAAACUUCAAGAAGAUCAUGGCGGAUUCUGUUAAAAAACCACUGGUCUGUGAUUGUUGCUUAGUACAAGGACGUUUAUCGGAGUUUCAAAUGUUGAGCUUAGGUCUUGAUAAAUGCCAAAAGUCUCUGAACGAUUAUUUAGAUUCGAAACGAAGACGUUUUCCUAGGUUUUAUUUCAUUUCCACGGAAGAACUGCUAUCAAUAUUAGGCAGUAGUGAUCCUAACUGCGUACAAGAUCACAUGAUCAAAAUGUUCGAUAACAUCAAAUCCUUGCGUAUUGCUCCAGACAGUCAAGACAGGCUAGUCGCAAGUGCCAUGAUAUCGGCAGAAGGUGAAGUUAUGGAAUUUAGAACAGCGGUGUUUGUAGCAGGGAAAGUUGAGGAUUGGAUGAACGAUGUGCUGUUGGAGAUGAGACGAUCCAAUAGGUUCAUAACAAAAGCUGGCAUUUUCUACUACGGAAAAAUCCGAAGACCCAGAACAGAGUGGAUGUUGGAAUAUCUCGGCAUGGUAUGUCUCGCUGGAAGUCAAGUAUGGUGGACUGCAGAAGUUGAGAACGUAUUUGUGAAGAUCAAAAAGGGGAACAAAAGAGCCAUGAAGGAGUAUCUGACGCAACUGAAUUCGCAACUGGACGAAAUAGUAGUGAGCGUCAGAGCAGAUCUGACUCCAAACACGAGGUCUAAAAUGAGGACCAUAGCAAUUAUCGAAGUGCACGCAAGAGACAUCAUAGAAGGCUUUGUGAGGGACAGUGUGACUGAUGCCCAAGAAUUCGAAUGGGAGAGUCAACUUCGAUUCUACUGGAUCAACCACUUGGAUAAUCUCUAUGUAAAUCAGUGCACAGGUUCGUUCGAAUACGGUUAUGAAUAUAUGGGAUUGAACGGCAGACUGGUGAUAACAGCUCUGACCGAUCGUAUUUAUCUAACAAUAACACAGGCACUUAUCAUGCAUAUGGGCGGGGCCCCAGCAGGACCUGCAGGAACUGGAAAAACCGAAACAACAAAAGAUUUGGCGAAAGCCAUGGCGCUUCUUUGCAUAGUUACAAAUUGCGGAGAAGGUAUGGACUUCAAAGCCAUAGGCACAACUCUUGCCGGCUUGGUACAGUGCGGAGCAUGGGGAUGUUUCGAUGAAUUCAAUCGAAUUGACAUAUCAGUUUUAUCGGUAAUAUCAACACAAUUACAGACAAUAAGAAGUGCCUUGAUGAACAAAGUGGACAAAUUUAUGUUCGAAGGCGCUGAAAUUCAUCUAGAUCCCAAAGUCGGUAUUUUUAUAACUAUGAAUCCAGGUUAUGCAGGACGUACAGAGUUGCCAGAAUCUGUAAAAGCAUUAUUCCGACCUGUUGUUUGUAUAGUCCCUGAUAUGGAAAUGAUUUGUUUGAUAUCCUUAUUUUCCGAUGGAUUUUUGGAAGCUAAGGUUUUGGCAAAGAAGAUGACGGUUUUAUAUAAAUUAGCUAGAGAACAACUUUCCAAACAAUUUCAUUAUGACUGGGGUCUCAGAGCCUUAAAUGCUGUCUUGAGAAUGGCUGGAGUUCUGAAGAGGGCGUCGCCAGAUAUAAAAGAAGCUUUAGUACUCAUGCGAGCUCUGCGAGAUAUGAAUCACCCUAAAUUCGUGUUUGAUGAUGUUCCUUUGUUUUUGGGUCUCAUCAGAGAUCUAUUUCCUGGAAUGGAUUGCCCCAGAGUGGGUUAUCCGGAUUUCAAUGCAGCAGUAGAAACUGCUCUAGCUAGAAAGCAGUAUAUUAUUCUGCCUUACCAAGUGGACAAAGUUGUUCAGUUCUAUGAAACGAUGAUGACAAGACACUCGACAAUGCUAGUAGGGCCCACUGGGGGUGGAAAGUCUGUGGUUAUUCAUACGUUAGCAGACGCUCAAACUAUCAUGGGGCUACCCACCAAGAUUUAUACAUUGAACCCUAAGGCGUGUUCAGUUAUAGAGUUGUAUGGGAUUUUAGACCCAGCUACUAGAGACUGGGUGGAUGGACUACUCUCUAACAUAUUCAGGGAGAUGAACAAACCUACUGAAAAACAAGAGAGGAGGUAUAUUUUAUUCGAUGGAGAUGUUGAUGCGCUCUGGAUAGAAAACAUGAAUUCAGUAAUGGAUGAUAAUAAACUCCUGACUUUGGCCAAUGGUGAAAGAAUUCGACUGCAAACCCCAAUAUGCGCGCUACUAUUUGAAGUAGGAGAUCUGCAGUAUGCUUCACCGGCUACAGUAUCAAGAGCUGGCAUGGUGUAUGUAGAUCCCAAGAAUUUAGGUUAUCAACCUUAUUGGGACAGAUGGAUAAAAACAAGAACACACCCGCCUGAUUUCGAAGCAUUUCAGGAGCUAUAUGAGAGAUAUAUUCCUGAUCUUUUAGCCUACGUCAUAGAAGGAACCCUAGCGAAUCGACAAGUAGCCCCUUUGAAAACCGUCAUUCCUCAAACAGGAUUGAACAUGGUGACUCAACUAUGUUUCGUGAUAGACGCCAUUUUACCUCAACCAGCUGAAGACACCAGAAAUCCAGAAGAACCUGCAGAUACCGAACUGAUUGAAGCCGUGUUCGUUACAGCCCUAUACAAUUCUGUUGGUGCUGCACUCUUACUCGACGGGAGAAAAGAGUUCGAUGAGUUUAUGAAAAGUUUGUGUUCAAUGUUGAAAGCGGAGGAUACAAAGGAUCAACCAUGUGAUAUACGUAAAAUGCCAACAUCUUUUCCGACUUUUUAUGACUAUUAUUUAGACAUAGAAGAAAGGAAGUGGAUCGCUUGGGACUGGUUAGUACCACAGUAUAUUCACGAGCCCGAAAAACGUUUUGCCGAAAUUUUAGUACCCACAAUUGAUACUGUCCGGACAACGUAUGCUUUGAAGCUGAUGAAUCGCGUGAAAAGACCAAUUAUACUGAUAGGAGAAACAGGUACAUCGAAAACUGCUAUUAUACAGGAUUUCCUGAGGAAUCUGGAUCAAGAAUCCUAUAUUAUAAUGAAUAUAAAUUUCUCAUCACGAACAACCUCAAUGGACGUACAAAGAAAUUUGGAGUCAUCUGUUGAGAAGAGAACCAAAGAAAUUUACGGUCCACCAAUGGGUAAAAAAUUGAUUUGCUUCAUCGAUGAUAUGAACAUGCCUCAAGUCGAUGAAUAUGGUACCCAACAACCCAUAGCCCUGAUGAAACUUCUAUUCGAAUUGGGAGGAUUUUUUGAUAGGGGAAAAGAUUUGAACUGGAAAUCUUUGAGGGAUAUAUUCUAUUUUGCCGCGAUGGGUGUCGCUGGUGGCGGUAGAAAUGAAGUAGAUCCAAGAUUCAUGUCGAUGUUUACUGUGUACAAUUUGAUAUUUCCGACGUCUGAAACGCUGCAGCAUAUUUACAGUUGUAUAUUAUCAGGACACCUUAGCACAUUUGUUCCUGAAGUUCAAGUUGGUAGUAAGUUGAUAACAAUGACGAUCAAUCUUUACAACAUAUUAAUUAUUCAGUUACCCCCAACUCCCAAGAAGUUCCACUAUAUAUUCAACAUGAGAGAUCUUUCAAGGAUUGUAGCUGGAAUGUGCAUAACAAAACCUCAUCUUUAUACUACUAUCCCACAAGUCGUUAGGGUAUGGAGGAAUGAAUUCACGAGAGUCAUUUGUGACAGACUGAUAAACGAAAAAGACCAGGAAAUGAUGAGAAACUAUAUCAUAAAACAAAUUCAAACUGAAUUUCCUCCGCCAGUCAAAGAAGUUGCUGCAGUUCCAGAGGAUGAAGACGAAGAUUUCACAUUUGUAGCCGAAGAAGAAAAAACGCAAGAACAAGAGGAGGAACAGAUUGAUGUCACCGAAUAUGCAAUGCGAGAUCCAUUACUUUUCGGAGACUACAGAAAUGCCAUCAAUGAAGAUGAGGCAAGAUGUUAUGAAGAUUUGUUAGACUAUGAAGCAAUAUAUUUUCUCUUUCAAGAGAUUCACGAGGAGUACAAUGAGGUGAAAGAGAAACUUCCCAUUGUUCUUUUCGAUGACGCUCUGGAGCACUUGACAAGAAUUCACCGUAGUUUGAGGUUACAGAAAGGUCAUGUUAUGAUCGUUGGCGUUGGUGGAAGUGGAAAAUUAAGUUUAACCAAACUUGCAGCUUUCACGGCUGGUUGUGAUCUCUUCACCAUUACCCUCUGCAGAGGUUACAAUGAGACAAUGUUCAAGGAAGAUUUGAAAGUAUUAUAUAACAAACUGGGUGUAGACAAUAAGCCCACUGUCUUCUUCUUCGCUGCCGCUCAAGUUGUUGAAGAAGGCUUUCUCGAAUUCAUUAACAAUAUUUUAAUGAUUGGUAUUGUUCCCUCACUUUUCACCGACGAUGAUAAAGACGCCAUUAUUGGCAAUUGCAGAAAUGCUGCAACAAAGGCUGGCUAUGGAGUCGCUAAAGAUAAUGUCUGGCAAUAUUUCGUCAAUACCUGCAACGAUAAUUUACACGUAGUGCUUUCAAUGUCACCAGAAGGAGAAAUUUUGAGCAAGAGGUGUAGAAAUUUUCCAGGCUUGGUCAACAAUACAACAAUUGAUUGGGUAUUUCCUUGGCCAGUGCAAGCGUUAUUCGCUGUUGCUUCCGUAUUCUUGAAAGAAAAUCCGAAGAUACCUGAAGAUUACAGAGCAACAAUUAUUGAACAUGUUGUCAACUCACACAGGGAUAUUAUGCAUUUCACUGUUGAAUAUGCUUUAAGACUGAGGAGAAAGAACUAUGUCACUCCUAAACAUUACUUAGAUUUCAUACAAACCUACCUCAGAUUACUGGAUGAGAAGAAUGCUUUCAUCAAAAGCCAGUGCGACAGAUUGAUGAGUGGAAUGUCUAAAAUCGAAGAAGCUAGUGGCGAAUUGGCUGUUCUGAAUGAGAAAUUGGAGAAACAAAAAGUAAUUGUCACUCAAGCAACUCUUGAAUGUGAAGCUAUGCUAGUUGAGAUAGAUGCAGGUACGAAGAAAGCCACUGAAAAGAAGAACAUAGCAUCAGUGAGGAGUACAGAAAUUGAAGAACAAGCCAAAGUAAUCAGUGUUGAACAGGGAGAAGCAGAAGAAGCCUUGGCGGAGGCAAUGCCUGCGCUCGAAGCAGCCAGAAUUGCUCUAGAAGAUUUGGACAAAUCCGAUAUCACAGAAAUCAGAUCCUUCGCAACACCUCCUGAAGCUGUCCAAGUGGUGUGCGAGUGCGUUGCCAUUAUAAGAGGCUACAAGGAGAUCAACUGGAAAACUGCAAAAGGUAUGAUGGCUGAUCCGAAUUUUUUGAAGACGCUGCAAGAAAUGGACGUAAAUAACAUCACACAAGCUCAGCAGAGAGCCGUUAGAGCGCACAUGAAAAAAUCUUCUAAACUGAACGAUAUGGCAUCUAUAUCGAAAGCAGGUUAUGGUUUACUCAAAUUCGUGUUGGCAGUUUUGGAUUACUGUGUUGUUUACCGUGAAGUGAAGCCGAAGAAAGAAAGGGUAGAAGAGCUACAAAAAGAAUACGAUACCGCGAAAAGGAAUUUGGAGAAACUUUAUAAUGAAAUUGCAAAACUCGAAGAGGAUCUAGCAAAAUUGAAUGAAAAAUAUGAAACCGCCCUAAAGAGGCGUCAGGAACUUCAGGAAGAAACCGAUAUCAUGAUGAGGAGAUUAAUAGCAGCGGACAAAUUGAUCACAGGAUUAAGUUCCGAAAAAGCUAGAUGGACUGAAGAUUUGAAACAAUUGCACCUGGAAAAAGAAAGACUCAUAGGAAGUUGUUUAUUGUCUUCUGGUUUUCUAGCUUAUUGUGGACCCUUCACUUAUGAGUUUCGAAGAGAUAUAGUAUACGUUAAAUGGUUGGAGUCCAUAGUAACAAGAGAAAUUCCAUUGACACAGCCUUACAGGAUAGAAACGAAUUUAUCAAGUGAUGUCGAGGUGAGCGUAUGGAACUCCGAAGGUUUACCUCCAGAUGAGCUUUCGGUUCAAAAUGGCAUAUUGACAAUAAGAAGCUCAAGGUUUCCUUUAUGUAUCGAUCCACAACAACAAGCCAUAAACUGGAUAAAGAAAAGAGAAGAACAGUUCAAUCUCAAAAUUCUCAAUUUUAGCGAUAGCGAUUUCCUGAAACACUUGGAUAUGGCUAUAAAAUAUGGAUCACCUGUUAUAUUCCAAGAUGUCGACGAUUAUAUUGAUCCAGUGGUCAUCAAUGUUAUUUCGAAAAAUAUCAAGACUGUUUCAGGAAGAGUAUUCGUGGAACUUGGUGAUAAAGAAGUUGACUGGGAUCCGAAUUUCAGAUUGUACAUGACCACCAAAUUUGCUAAUCCUUUAUUCAAUCCAUCUGUUUAUGCCAUAGCUAGUGUUAUCAAUUAUACCGUUACGUUAUCUGGCUUAGAAGAUCAAUUAUUGAGUGUGGUAGUGAGGAAUGAGAGACCUGAUUUGGAGGAACAGAGAGAGAUGCUCAUAUCGGAGACGAGCGUUAACAAAAAUUUGCUGCAACAACUUGAAGAUUCCCUGCUAAGAGAAUUGUCGACUACAACUGGAAAUAUGUUAGAUAACGUGGAACUUGUGGCCACUUUGGAAAACACCAAAAGUAAAGCAGGGGAGGUAAUGGAGAAAUUGGAAUUGGCUGUGGAGACAUCGAAGGACAUCGACAGAUUGAGAGAUGGUUACAGAUCUGUUGCCAAAAGGGGUGCUAUCUUAUUUUUCGUCAUGGCCGACAUGGCAGCUGUGAACUCCAUGUAUCAGUACUCCUUGGGCUCAUAUCUUGAAGUUUUCGCAUACUCCUUGAGAAAGGCUUUACCUCACACUGUACUCUUGAAGAGAUUGGGUAACAUCAUCAAUAAUCUAACUAAGAACGUAUACGAUUAUGGAUGCACCGGUAUCUUUGAAAAGCAUAAACUUUUAUAUUCUUUUCAAAUGACAUCAAAAUUGGAACAACAUGAAGGAAACAUUACUCAGGCUGAGUUGGAGUUCUUCAUCAAAGGCUGCGUCAGUUUAGAAAAGUCGGAAAGGCAGUGUCCUGCAGCAUUCAUCUCUGUUCAGGGUUGGGAAGAUAUUAUGAAACUCUCCGGGGAUUUUCCAGUAUUCAACACCCUUCCAGAUGAUAUCUCCAGAAACGUGUCCGAAUGGAAGGAAUGGUACGAUCUGGAUGCUCCAGAAACUUCUCCUUUUCCCAACGGCUAUACAGAUAAAGUCAACGCUUUCCAAAAGUUGCUACUCCUGCGAUGUUUCAGAGUGGACAGAGUUUUCAGAGCUGUCGGAGAUUAUAUAACAGAUACUAUGGGGGAGGAGUAUAUCAUGCCACCUGUGAUUAGUUUCGAUAAUAUCUACGAACAAAGUAAUCCUACAACGCCAGUUAUAUUCAUUUUGAGCCCCGGUUCUGAUCCAACUGCCGAAUUGAUGAAAUUAGCGGAUAGAUACGGUUUUGGUGGAGGCAAAUUCAAAUACUUAUCUCUUGGACAGGGACAAGAACCCAUUGCUGUCGGUUUACUCGACACUGCUAUCAGCAGAGGGCAAUGGUUGAUGUAUCAGAACUGUCAUUUACUCCUUUCUUUCAUAAGACAACUAGAGAAACAUCUAGAAAAAGUUAGUAAGCCACAUCCGGACUUUAGGUUGUGGUUAACAACAGAUCCAGUGGGAGCUUUUCCUAUCGGUAUGUUACAACGGUCACUAAAAGUUGUAACAGAGCCACCCAAUGGUUUGAAACUGAAUCUACGAAAUACAUAUUUCAAGAUGAGAGCCCAGACACUGGAGACCUGCAGUCAUGAAAUGUACAAACCUCUCGUUUACGUUCUGGCAUUCUUUCACGCCGUAGUUCAGGAAAGAAGAAAAUAUGACAAGAUCGGCUGGAAUAUAUCUUACGAUUUCAACGAAUCCGAUUUUAACGUUUGCGUGACCAUUUUGGACACUUAUUUGACCAAAGCGAAAAAUUUGAAAGAUACGAGAAUUCCUUGGGGAAGCCUGAAAUAUUUGAUAGGGGAAGUGAUGUACGGAGGAAGGGUGAUUGACGAUUUUGACCGCAGAAUAGUUAAAAUGUAUAUGGACGAAUAUAUGGGAGAUUUCCUGUUCGACACUUUUCAGCCUUUCCAUUUCUACCACGAUGAAUUUGUCGAUUAUGUGAUACCCGAAAGUGGCUUGAAGGAUGAUUAUAUAGCUUUCAUAGAUGAACUUCCACUGACAAACAGUCCGGAAGUCUUCGGAUUACAUCCAAAUGCUGAAAUUGGAUAUUACACUCAAGCUACCAAAGAAAUGUGGAAAAUUCUCAUUGAACUUCAACCACAGACAGCUGCUACUGGAGAGGGUAUAAGUAGAGAAGAAUUCAUCGAAACCGUUGCGAAUGACGUACUCAAAAAGAUACCCGAGGAAUAUGAGAUAUGGAAGGUUCGGCGAGCAUUCCAGAGAGUCAUGUCGCCCACAAUCAUCGUUCUUCUUCAAGAAUUAGAGCGAUUCAAUAAAUUAAUAACAACGAUGAGAAGGACACUGCAACAAUUACAAAAAGCGUUAGCUGGUGAGAUUGGUAUGGACAGUAUCCUGGACAAUGUAGCCUAUUCCCUCUUCAACGGUCAGUUGCCAGAAGCAUGGAGGAAGCUUGCACCUGCAACAUGUAAGAAUUUAGGAGGCUGGAUGGAGCAUUUUGAAUCGAGACAAGCGCAGUAUUUCCAGUGGUCAACCACUGGAGAACCGCCUGUUCUAUGGAUAUCUGGACUUCACAUUCCCGAGACUUAUUUAGCAGCUUUGGUGCAGAUAGCUUGUCGCAUCCACAACUGGCCGUUGGAUAGAUCCACACUAUACACAAAUGUUACUCAGUUUGUUGAACCGUCUGAAAUCACCAUGCGGCCACCUGCUGGAAACUGUUUCGUCCAUGGACUGUUUCUGGAAGGUGCUGGCUGGGACGUGGAAAACAGUUGCUUGAGGAAAUCCCAUCCUAAAAUUUUGGUCGAGAAGCUUCCAGUACUUAGCGUCAUUCCUAUAGAGGCUCACCGGUUGAAACUGCAAAACACAUUGAGAACUCCAGUCUAUACAACAUCGCAAAGAAGAAACGCUAUGGGCGUCGGUCUUGUUUUCGAAGCUGACCUUUUCACUACCGAACAUAUAAGUCAUUGGAUAUUGCAGGGCGUUAGUUUAAUGUUAAACACUGACUGAUUAUACCUAUAGAAAUAUACUUGAUAUUUUUUCA